CACACACACACACACACACUCCCAAUGUGGGGCGAGAGCAGCACAAGUUUCUUCGGGUGGGUCCAAGUCGCGGAGGAGCCAAAUCCAAAAGCCGACGGCCCACGUGAGUGACCGCGGGGAAUUGAUUGGCAACGUGACACUUUUUUUUUUUUUUUUGCUGAUUCACUUCAAGUUUGAAGAAGGGACUUUGUUUUCCGCCCAUUUCAUCAUUCGAGCGGCUUUUUGUUUCGGGAGCGGCAUCGCCAAAAUGAUGUCCACUUCUUUUUGACCUCAGGUCACUUCCUGUUACUUUUGGGGCAAUCACUUCCUGUUUUUUUUUUUUUUUCAUUUCUUCCAAUUUUGGGGGGAUUGCAAAUCACUUUCUGUUUAUUUAGGAUCAAUUCUUGUUGACUUUGUGUUGAUUAUAGGUCGUCACUUCCUAAUAAUUUCCUUUGCACCUGCCGUUCCCAAAUAUGAACGCAAGUCGUACAGAGAGUAAACGGUCAAGGUAGCGCUAUUCAGCUCGGCUUUUUGCGACCUCUCAGCGAGAUGGCGCGUCCCCGCGCCCCGGUUCUGAUCCUGUUGCCGGCGGUGACGCUGGUCCUGGUGUCGGGGUACACGCUAGACACGGAUCACGCGGCGUACCUGUCCGGCGUUCCGGGGUCCAUGUUCGGCUACUCGGUGCUGCUCCACGGGCACGGCGCGCGCAGCUGGUUGGUGGCGGGAGCUCCGGUGGACAACUCUUCUUCUUCUUCGACUCCGGGCGGAAUCUACCGCUGCGAAAUUGCAACAGAGGAGCAGAGAUGUCAGCUGGUGCCUGCCGCCGACGUAUCGCAGUGCGGGAAGACGUGCAAGGCCGACAGCGAGCGCCAGUGGUUGGGCGUCAGUCUGUCCCGACAACCCGGAGACGGAGGACACGUCCUGGCGUGCGCACACCGAUGGAAGAACGUCUUCUACUCCAGCAACGACGGGCAGAACAACAAACUGCCCCACGGCAUUUGCUACCGCUACGACGGAAACCUCACCCGCGCGCAGCCCAUCAUCCCCUGCUACAGAGACCACCAGAGGAAAUUCGGCGAGGAGUACGGCUCGUGUCAGGCCGGAAUGUCCAACCAACUGACUCAGGACCUGAUUGUCAUGGGCGCUCCGGGGACGUCGUACUGGACCGGCUCCGUGCUGGUCUUCAACACUUCCGCCGGCGUCAUGUCCGCCUACCUGGACGACGACGGCUCGGCGGGCUUCGGAAGCUACCUGGGCUACUCCGUGGACGCGGGUCACUUCCUGGACGCCGCCGGCACGGAGGUAGUGGGCGGGGCUCCGCAGUACAACCAGCGAGGAAAAGUGUUCGUCUUCUCGGUGGACGGCAACAUCCUACGCGUCUUAACUCACGUGACGGGGACAGAGCUGGGCUCCUACUUUGGCGCCAGCGUGCGGGCGGCGGACCUGAACGGCGACGGCCUGUCGGAUCUCUUGGUGGGCGCUCCCAUGGCGACGGGCGCCAGCAGGGAGGAAGGGCGCGUCCACGUCUACAUCAACCGAGGCCAGGCUAACCUAGCGGAGGCGGAGUUUCAGUUGAGCGGGGGCGAUGCUCACGCCGCUCGAUUCGGAGAGGCCAUCGCCGACCUGGGAGACCUGGACGACGACGGUUACCCCGAGGUGGCGGUGGGCGCCCCCCAGGAGGACGACCUGAACGGGGCCGUGUACAUUUACAACGGCGGAAAGAACGGCAUCUCGCGAACGCCGUCGCAGAGGAUCACCGGGGCGACGUUGGGUCGUGACCUCCGGAUGUUCGGACGGUCGCUGAGCGCGGGCGUGGACGUAGACCGCAAUGGUUACCCAGACGUGGCCGUGGGCGCGUUCCUCUCGGACGCCGCCGUCGUCCUCAGGUCUCGCCCCGUCCUGCGGGCGGCGGCCUCGUUGGUCCUGCCCGACGGCGUUCGGCGGCGGGCGGCCGGCCUGGAGCUGUCCGUUUGUUUCCGCCUCGCUUCCGGGCGGUACGAGGGCGCCGUGGAGCUGGAGUACAACGUGACCUCCGACCUCCUCCGCCGGCCCUCCUUCCCGCCCCGUUUCUAUUUCCACGGCGACGGCUCGUCCGACGGCACGGGGGGCCGCGUCAGGCUGCGGCCGGGGCGGCUCGCCUGCGCCCGCCACGCGGCCCGACGCGCGAAGGACGUGCGGGACAUUUUCACUCCGCUCCGUUUUGAAGUUUCCUACAACCUGCGGCGCGGCAACGCUCACAAACACUCGCGCAAACUCUUCCCGCCGUUGAGGCCCAUCCUGCAGAGGGCGGCGGGGAGCCGCAAUACCGUCAGUAACCAGACGCAUUUCAUCCGCUCGUGCUCGCUGGCCAACUGUUCCGCGGACCUGCGACUGGACGCCGCGCUGGUCCUCCCGGAGAACGCCGACUACCUGGCGCUGGGAGGCGACGGCGGCUUAACGCUGGAAGCUCGGGUGACGUCGGCCGGAGACGACGCCUUUCUGCCGCGUCUGACGCUGCGCUUCCACCGCCACCUUCACUACGUCAAAGUGCUCCGCAACGAGGACAAGGCGGUGAGUUGCGACGUGACGCAGGGAGUCGACAGCGAGACGGCGGAAGUCGACUGCGGCUUCUCCGGCCUCAUCCUGGCGUCGGGCUCGCAGGUCAACAUCAGCUUCCUGUUGGACGUGAACCAGAACGCGACACCCGGGGACCUCUUCCUUCACGCUAGCGUCAGCAGCGAGAACCCGGAAAGUUCCCAAUACCUCGGCGACAACGCGGCGGCCUUGUCGGUCCCUCUCAAGUACGCGGUGGAUGUGGACGUCCACGGUUCGGUGACGCCGACUUCGUUUGCGUUCGGGGACGAAGACGCCACGCCCGUUGAGUGCUACUCGCAAACCUUCAACUACACCUACAAGGUGUUGAAUCGGGGGCCCAGCCGCUCGCCAGACACACUGAUGGAAAUCACGCUCCCCAAGCUGUUGUCGCCGUACCCUCACAGGUUGCUCCGUGUGGCGGACUGGCAGUCGUCGCAAGGCGCCUGCGUCCUCAGCGACGACACCGCGGCCGUGGCGGACGACUGCGACGUCCCGCGGGCUUCCUUCAUCAAACGGCUGGUCUUCUUCUUCUCGCCCGCCUCCACGCGCCACAUGUUCUGCGGGCGCGGCGACCCGCUGUGCGAACGUCUGCUGUGCCGCUUGGGCACCCUGGAAGCCGGAGGAGACGCCGCCGUUCAUAUACGCGCGCGACUCAACCCCGACGUCCUGCUGCAAGCGCCGGGUCGCCACGGCGCGGUGAGGCUGGAGAGCGGGGCCGUGGUGUCGUGGCCUCCGGACGACCGGCGCGCCGUCCUGAACCAGGAGAGACCUUUCGCGCGGGUGGUGGUGGAGGCGCACUUCACGCAAAAACCUUCCACGCCCAUCAAAGUCUUCAUCAUUGUGGUCAGUUUGCUCCUGGGUCUCAGCAUCUUGGCGGUGCUCGUUUGGUGCUUGUGGAAGGCGGGUUUCUUCAAGCGCGACUUGCAGAAGAAAGAGGAGGAAGACGAGUUCAAACGCGACAGCUGGGACUACGUCCCCAAACGCAGCAACCGGGAGAGCGCGUCCUAAGCCAGCGCGCGCAUCGGCGGCACUACGAACGCUCCCGAAGACGGACGGGACGGGACAGAAAGGGAGGAGAGACGGGCCCGCCGCCACAGGUCUGCAGUCUUCCUAUUCGGAGUACAAGGCUUCCUGCCGAGCGACGCAGAGUCUACCGCUUCCUGAUCGGCGUCCACCGCUUCCGGCCGCACUUCCCGUUCGGCGUACGACACUUCUCGCCGUUUUCUGCUACACUUCCAACAACUGCACUUCCUGUAUUUGUCAAAUGUUUCUUCCAAAAAAAAAAAAAAAGAAUUGAGAGAAACAAGCUUCCUGCUCUACUUCACUUCCUACUUGUUGUCACGAGGCAAGCUGCUGGAAAGUCAAUUAGAUGUUUAAAGUUUCUAUGACAGGACAGUCUUAAAUAGCAUUAUUAUGUGAAUUAGAAUCAUAUUUUGAGACAAUUCACCUAUAUACAACAAAUUGGGAAAGCGCAGAUGACGAGAAGUUAGUCUUUUAAUCUGCAUUUUUGCCACGCCUACCAUUAUAUGGCUCUAGCGUCCCCAACAGGAGGAUGAUGUCGGCAGGGUCAUCUGAUUUAGAAUUCAGCCCAUUCAGGGGGAAUUAUUCAGAACGAGGAAAAUGCGACAAAGAAAGCCGCAAAAUGUCAUUCUUUCAGUCACUCUACUCCAAUAUUCUUACAGGAUAUUCUUUUUAUCCAAGUAUUUUCCCCAAUUCCUAAAUAAAUGUUAUGGUCAUGACAAAAUAACGGUCUUGUGCUACAUGGAAUAUAAAAUAUUCAAAAUACAUUUAUUCAGGACGACAUGGCAAAAUGACUUCAUAAUGGUCAAAACUGUCGACUUCUUGCACAUUUUAUGCCACCGGAGUUAGUCCGGCUUUUAUCAUUUCCCUGCCCCGGCUUCGGAGAGCGUAAACAAACCAGGAGGCGCGACAGCUAGUCGACACGCCGACCCGAACCGAGCCGCGUUUCCAGGUCUUAUUCUCUGCCUUCUGAAGGUAAAAAAAAAAAUCACAGAAAACUACCCCGGAUCACGUCACACGGCGGCGGGUUUGUCGAUCGUCUUUGCCGAUCGGUAUCCCGCCCGGCGGCGAGCAAGUUCAACUCGACGGACUCGUUACCCCGCUGCGCGCGGGAGGGCUCGUUAGCCGGGGAAGCAGCCGGGAAACCCCCCGGGGAAACCGGCCGACGUCGGAGGAGCGCGUCGCUGCCACACGUAAAUGGUGUAAAUGAAUGCCUAAAAACACGGCGAAGACGGCGUGCAGCUGUUGUGUAGGGUAGGCAGGAUGUGUCUGAGGAGAACUUUUCUACAUGUCCAUCCAUGAUCAAACGUAAGUAAAUAUUCCUUUAUUUAAACAAAGUUUGUAGUACUUACUUUGUAUCCGUGGCCAUUUUUAACACAAAGUUAACAUUUCUCAUGGGGUGCAACAUUUUACAGAAUACCGGGCGUACGAAGAGGGCAAUAACUCGAGUAUAGUGCUGGGGGGGCAACAAGCCCCUGGUCGUCGGCCGAGUGGCAUUCUCGGUGGACAAUCAUCCGCAAAAUGCAAGCCACCUCCGUAUUAAAACGUGUGCCAUGAUCCCAAUAUUUGAGAUAAUAAAAAAUACAAUGUUUAACUCAUUUCCUCCCACAGUUGUCAGACUCUGCAGUGAAUGGGAACUUUUUGAAACCCAAACAGGCUCACACACCUAUCCCUGGUGCAGCAACAAAACGCUGCAGCACAUUUGGCUGGCGUGCGUGAUGCGAAAAACGAAUGAAUCUGCAAAUUCAGCUGAAUCUGCAGUCCAUCUGCACGCUAUAAAGCAAUGCUGUUUUGUGAGACGCUGACCCGGGUGACGUCACAUUCGCACUCAUCCUAAACCCGAGACCUCACUCAUUUUGAUGGCGCGGGAUUCGAAAAUUGAAUAUAUAAAACGAUGGCGUCACACACACACCCAAGUGGUCCAUUUCAUUCAGGAGCAUAAAACACUGCGUGAAAUAUGAAAUAAACAUGCUUUUUGCUGUCAUACGCACUUUAGGCCUUUAUAGGUCCAGUGACUAUUUUUGGUUUUUGAAAAACCCCAUAAAGACCUGGCGCUCAACUCGACUAUAGACUUGAAAAAAACGCGGUGGCGGCGAUAGAGGAGGGUCAAGUCGAGGCAGGGCGAACGGCGAGCGCUCGGGUCGCCGUCACAGGCAGCCGCAGGACGCGCCGGACUCGGCCUCGUCCACGUCCUCGCCGUACAAGCCGAUGAGUUGCGGGUGAACCCUGAGCAAAACAAUCACAAUGGCCUUUGUCGUCUUCCUUUCCAUGGCUUUUUGCCCAGUUCAAUCUCAUACCCUUGGAAAACUAGACAUCAUGUCCAAGUGUAGGCAAACUUUUAACAGGUAUUUUUAUUCCCCUUUUUUGUGUCACUUUUUUUUGCGGUCUGUGCAGUCUUCCGUUCUUUCCCCUCAUUUUUUACUUUCUUUUUUUUCAGGCUUUCACAGUUUUUCAUAACUUUUUGCUGGGUUUUUGUACAUAGGAAAUUUCCCAUGAAAGGUAUGAGCUCUGAUAGGACUGCUGUGAUCAAUCAACAACUAAUCCAUUCUAUAUGUACACAUAUGUGUAUAUUUUCAAUUAAAAAUA
Messenger RNA from Corythoichthys intestinalis (scribbled pipefish), 6159 nucleotides. It is a transcript of the gene itga4, whose product is annotated as integrin alpha 4. The transcript is spliced from 28 exons. Gene Ontology annotation, molecular function: integrin binding. The record is from RefSeq and is a predicted model, not a curated record. The coding region runs from base 529 to 3561 and encodes 1010 amino acids. Gene Ontology annotation, cellular component: external side of plasma membrane; integrin complex. Gene Ontology annotation, biological process: integrin-mediated signaling pathway; cell-cell adhesion; cell adhesion mediated by integrin. NCBI's taxonomy places the organism in Eukaryota, Metazoa, Chordata, Actinopteri, Syngnathiformes, Syngnathidae.